AUGUUUGACCAGUCACAGAUUCAGAAGUUCGAAGAGGCCUUCAACGUGAUUGAUCAGAGCAGGGAGGGUUUCACUGACAAGGAAGAUUUGUAUGCUAUGCUUGCCUCCCUGGGGAAAAAUCCAACUGUUGAGCAUCUGGAUGCCAUGAUAAAUGAGGCUGUGGGGCCCAUAAAUUUCACCAUGUUUCUCACUGUGUUUGGUGAAAAGCUAAAUGGCACAGGUCCGGAAGAUGUCCUCAAAAAUGCUUUUGCUUGCUUUGAUGAGGAAGCAGCUGGCACCAUCUGGGGCGAUUACCUGAGAGAGCUGCAGACAUCGGUGGGAGGCCAGGUUACAGGUGGGUGA
Messenger RNA from Neomonachus schauinslandi (Hawaiian monk seal), 342 nucleotides. RefSeq names its product myosin regulatory light chain 12A-like. Gene Ontology annotation, cellular component: cytoplasm. The transcript has a single exon. The record is from RefSeq and is a predicted model, not a curated record. Gene Ontology annotation, biological process: platelet aggregation. Gene Ontology annotation, molecular function: calcium ion binding. The coding region runs from base 1 to 342 and encodes 113 amino acids. Lineage: Eukaryota; Metazoa; Chordata; Mammalia; Carnivora; Phocidae.